CAAAAAGUGCAAGAUUAAAAGAUAUAUAAGCACACAAAGAUCACCGAUGAGGAGUAAAUGGAUCUAUGUGGCUAUCCUGGGGAUAGCAUGCAUGAUGCUUGGAGUCAAUGGGAACAAUACAACAAGCAGUAGCAACUCUACAGGCAGCUGGAUAUCUUCUAACAUGACCACCAACCUGACCCAGACUCUACCACCCAACAUGACCACCAACCUGACCCAGACGCACCCACCCAGCAUGACCACCAACCUAAACCAGGUCGGUCCCUUCAACAUAACCACAAACUUGACUCAAACAGGACCUCCCAACAUAACCCCGAACCUUACCCAGACGGGCCCUCUUAACAUGACCACAAACCCGAACCAGAUCAGCCAUUUUAACAUGACCACAAACCCGAUUCAGAUAGGACCUCUCAACAUGACCACAAACCCAACCCAGAUGGGUCCUCUCAACAUGACCACCAGCCUUACCCAGACAGACCCUCUUAAUAUUACUACAAACCCAUCCCAGAUGGGCCCUCUCAACAUGACCGCAAACCCGAACCAAAUGAGCCCUUUUAACAUGACCACAAACCCAACCCAGAUGGGCCCUCUCAACAUGACCACAAACCCAAACCAAAUGAGCCCUUUUAACAUGACCACAAACCCAACCCAGAUGGGCCCUCUCAACAUGACCACCAACCUGACCACAAACCCGACCCAGAUGGGCCCUCUCAACAUGACCACCAACCUGACCCAAACACGCCCUCCCAACAUGACCACAAACCAUAGCCAGAUGGGCCUUCUCAACAUGACCACAGCUCCAAAUCAGAUGGUAACUUUUAAUAUGACCACAAACCCAACCCAGUUGGGCCCUCUUAACAUGACCACCAACCUGACCCCCAACCUGACCGAAACACACCCUCCCAACAUAACUGCUAACCUGCCCCAAACACACCCUGCCCACUCACUGUAUCAAACAUUAGAACAACACCCUCCCAACAUAACCACCACCCUGCCCCAAACACCCCCUCCCAACAUAACCGCUAACCUGCCCCAAACACACCCUCCCAACAUAACUGCCAACCUGACUCAAACACGCACUCCCAACAUAACUGUCAACCUGCCCCAAACACACCCUUCCAACAUCACAAACUUGACACAGACACGGCCUCCCAAUAUUACCACAAACCCGACCCAUACAGGCCCACUCACUGUAACAAACAUUAGAACAACAUCAGGCUCUAAUACUCAGUCACCAGACAUCACUGGCAGGGAUAACUGCAGGAGGGAUAGGGCAUGUUUCUCCGCUCCACCUACCUGUAAUCCAGGUGCAGAGGGUUCCUGCUAUUUUCUCUCCACAAGAGGAGUAAGCGGAAAUGCAGAUAAUUUUACUUUUGAGCUCAGUGGCGAGACAGAUGGUUACAUUGGAGCUGGCCUCUCUCGAGACAGCAGUGGUCAAGGUGCCACUGUCUAUUCUUGCGCCAAAUUCAAUGAUGCACUGAGGUUAAUUCGUUCCACACUGAACAAUCAAAUACUGACUCAGGAUAAUAUAUUCAUCCCUGGAAGCUUCCGUGGCUCAGUGAUUGGUAGAAAGAUUCAAUGCAUUUUUAAUGCUGCAGGUCUCAGCAGCACCACCCGUUCUGCAACCACAGGCACUUUUGUCUUCCUUGUAACAGGCAGCAUAUCAAAUGGUUCUCUGGAUUCUCCAGUCAGUAGACUGACCACAAAUGGGUCAGUGGACUUAAGCAACCCUAACAGCACAGACGUUUCAGUAAUAACACCUAGUACAAAUGCCACUGCAUCUAAUACCACAGCAACAUCAACCACCACUGCGGCUUCUACGAACUUGACCCAGACACAUCCUCCCAACAUAACCACCAACGUGACCCAAACACACCCUCCCAACAUAACCAUCAACCAGACUCAAACACACCCUCCCAACAUAACCGCCAACCAGACUCAAACACGCCCUCCGAACAUAACCGCCAACCAGAUUCAAACACGCCCUCCCAACAUAACUACUAACCUGACCCCAACACCAUCAGGCUCUAAUACCUUGACCAACAGCAACAUCAAUAAUAUAUCACUAGAUAUUUCUGGCAGGGAUAACUGCAGGAGGGAUAGAGCAUGUUUCUCUGCUCCACCUACCUGUAAUCCAGGUGCACAAGAUUCCUGCUAUUUCCUCUCUGCAAAAGCAGUAAGCGGAAGUGCAGAUAAUUUUACCUUUGAACUCAGUGGCGAGUCAGAUGGUUACAUUGGAGCGGGCCUCUCUCGAGACAGCAGUGGUCAAGGAGCCACUGUCUAUUCUUGCGCCAACGUCAAUGGUGCACUGAAGUUCAUCCGUUCCACACUGAACAAUCAAAGACUGGCUCAGGAUAACACAUUCAUCCCUGGAAGUUUCCGUGGUUCGGUGAAUAGAGGAAAGAUUCAGUGCAUUUUCAAUGCUGCAGGUCUCGGCAGCAUCACUCGUGCGGCAACCCCAGACACUUAUGUCUUCUUUUUAACAGGCAGUGUCUUAAAUGGUUCUCUGGAUUCUCCAGUCAGUAGACUGACCACAAACGGGUCAGUGGACUUAAGCAACCCUAACAGCACAGACGUUUCAGUAAUAAUACCCAGUACAAAUUCCACCACAACAGCACCGAACACCACCACAUCUAAUUCCUCUGUAGCAUUAAACACCACAACGGCCCCGAACACCACCACAUCUAAUUCCACUGCAACAUCAAAUGCCACUGCAUCCUCAAAUACCACUGCAUCUACUGCCUCUGGAGUAUCUACAGCUAAUAACGGUACAACAAAUGAGAAAGUCACCAAGGACAACUGUAAGAAGGACAGGGCAUGUUUCUUCACUCCAGCCAACUGUGAUCCAUCGAGCUCAAGUAGCUGCUUUUUCACCUCCACAAGAGGGGUGAACGGAGACUCAGACAAUCUCACUUUUGAGCUCAGUGGAGAUUCAAACGGUUACAUCGCAGUUGGCCUGUCUCGAGACAAGAAGGAGGGUGAUGAUGACACCGUCUACUCUUGUGCCAAUGACAAUGGCGUGGCGAAGUUCAUUCGUGCCACACUGAACAACGCCAUUCUGACUCCGGACAAGACUUUUAACCCUAGAUCCUUCCGUGGCUCUGUGAGCGGCACUAGGAUUCAAUGCAUUUUUGUAGCUGUAGGUCUCAGCAGCAGCACCCGUGCGGCAAACACAAAUACUUUCCUCUAUUUCUUCACUGGCAACUUUACAAAUGGCACUCUGGGGUCUCCAGUCACACGAAUGUCUACAAAUUCAUCGGUUGAUCUGACCAACACUAACAGCUCAGACGUUGCCAUAAUAACACCCACUACAAACACAGACUCUAAUACUACCACUAUUACCGUUUCUACUACUGCGACAACGACUACUACAGCAAAACCUGCUACUACAGCAGGGAGCAAUGCACUGCAUCAUGCUGCAUCACAGGCUGCUCUGGUAAUUCUCUCAGGGAUCCUUGCAGUGCUCCUGUUGUAAGGAUGCUGCCCACACAUUUGCUUUCUGAAACUGGUCGAUGAGCACUGGACGCUUGAUGAACCCAACACCAAAGUAUAUGUAAUUCAGCAUAUUUAUAACUGUGCAAUAUUGCGACUCUGGGAACAAUGAAGAAAGGAGCUGAAAAUAUGGGGAAGAGGGCAAUACAUCAUUCAUUUAAUCUCUGUGUUUGUGUGAGAGAGAUUGUGUUUAUGAAUGUUUUUGCGAGCGUUAGUGUUUGUAUUCUGCUAAUGUACUGCUAUUUAAAAUCAAGCUCCUGCACAGAGAGGGCUGAUACAAUUAUAAUCAGUCUAUUCAUUUAAUUGUGCAAGUGUGACACCAUCAAGCGGCUGAAAAUAUCUAAGAUAAUUGUUUUUAAAUGUCUUAAUUUAUUCUUACUUAUACCUCAAACUAUUGAUUGUU
This is a messenger RNA of Sinocyclocheilus anshuiensis, 3895 nucleotides long. Its product is annotated as mucin-19-like. Lineage: Eukaryota; Metazoa; Chordata; Actinopteri; Cypriniformes; Cyprinidae. The transcript has 16 exons. The record is from RefSeq and is a predicted model, not a curated record. Gene Ontology annotation, biological process: regulation of glutamate receptor signaling pathway; regulation of postsynaptic membrane neurotransmitter receptor levels. The coding region runs from base 47 to 3475 and encodes 1142 amino acids.